Molecule: messenger RNA, 652 nt
Organism: Neltuma alba
Lineage: Eukaryota; Viridiplantae; Streptophyta; Magnoliopsida; Fabales; Fabaceae
Product: 40S ribosomal protein S25
Exons: 4
Coding region: 94-420 (108 amino acids)
Source: RefSeq, a predicted model, not a curated record
UUCACUCUCAUCCCAGACGCCUCCCUAUAUCGUCGCUAGCUCUGCUGCUUUCGCCUCCGAAGACAGUUUCCGUCCGACGCUCGAACCGCUUCGAUGGCUCCCAAGAAGGAUAAGGGUCCUCCACCUUCCUCCAAACCCGCCAAGUCUGGUGGUGGCAAGCAGAAGAAGAAGAAGUGGAGCAAGGGAAAGCAAAAGGAGAAGGUGAACAACAUGGUGCUCUUUGACCAGGCCACCUAUGACAAGCUCCUCUCUGAGGCACCCAAAUACAAGCUUAUCACUCCGUCAAUUCUCUCUGAUCGUUUGAGGAUUAAUGGAUCGCUCGCAAGGAAGGCAAUUAGAGAAUUGAUGGCGAGAGGUGCAAUCAGGAUGGUAUCCUCACAUGCCAGUCAGCAGAUAUACACUAGGGCCACUAACACCUAGAUGUAUCUCACAUGUUUUUUCUUAUCUCGUAGUAGUCUUGGUGGAUUUGGCCAGGAAUUUUUGUUUUCCAUUUGAGACAAGUUCUCGUGUUAUAUUUCAUCAGCGCAGUUCUUGAUAUUUACUUAGUACAUGUUUUAUUUAUUUAGAUUUUUGCUGUGCCGUUUGCGUCGCAUUGAGUGAAAUGACUUUAUAUUUUAUUUUGGCGUCUAUUUUAACGAAGUUGGAUCACCAA